Phasianus colchicus (ring-necked pheasant) is the source of this 2517-nucleotide messenger RNA. NCBI's taxonomy places the organism in Eukaryota, Metazoa, Chordata, Aves, Galliformes, Phasianidae. The record is from RefSeq and is a predicted model, not a curated record.
GUUGUUCAGCCUUUUUAUUUUUUCCCCCAGGAAUCGGGUUAAUUCUGGCUUCUCCCUCUGUCACCUCGGUGAUCUCCCACGCCCGCCCGCGCCGCUCCACCCCCGCCUUGCCGCGCCCGUCCGCACCGCCGCUGACGGCCCGCCCCCGCCGCGCUCCCAUUGGCGGAGAGCUCGGAGUGGGCGGAGCGUCGACGGCGACACGUGUGCCGGCACCAGGAAGUGGCGCGGGGCCGCAGCCGGGGUUCGGGGCCGGACGGUGCUGCCGUUCCCUGAGCACUCAGCAUGAUCCCAGGGCAGGGCCCGGUGCUGCAGGCGGUGCUGGGGACCCUCCUCACCUGGGGGCUGACAGCUGCUGGCUCAGCAUUGGUGUUCAUCUUCUCCAGCGGGCAGAGGCGGAUCCUGGAUGGGAGCCUGGGCUUUGCUGCAGGGGUCAUGCUGGCUGCCUCCUACUGGUCCCUCCUGGCCCCGGCUAUUGAGAUGGCUGAGCACUCUGGCAGCUUUGGAGCCUUCGCUUUCGUCCCCGUGGCCGUGGGCUUUGCUCUGGGAGCAGCUUUUGUUUUCUUUGCUGACCUGCUCAUCCCGGUGCUGGGUUUCAGCGGACCCCCCUCCACCAUGUUUGCCUUGAGCUGCGACCCGCGAGCGGCGAAAGAGAAGUGUGAGCAGGAUCCUGCCUGCUGGCCAGACCAUGAGAGCGAGCUGUCCAUCCGGAUAGGUAGAGCUGGGCACCAUCCAGAUAAGGCUGAGAACGGGGAGCCCUACCAGCGGAGGAGAGGUGUGGGGACCCCCGUGCCUGACAGCCCCCCAGCAUUCCCCACGGCCAGGGAUGCUGCCCUGACAGCCAGCAGCAGCAGCUGGAGGCGGAUCCUGCUGAUGAUCCUUGCUAUAACCAUCCACAACAUCCCAGAGGGGCUAGCAGUGGGAGUUGGAUUCGGGGCUAUUGGAAAAUCGGUGUCAGCCACCUUCCAGAGCGCCAGGAACUUAGCUAUUGGGAUUGGCAUUCAGAACUUCCCUGAAGGCCUUGCUGUCAGCCUGCCUUUGCGUGGUGCAGGAUUCUCCACGUGGAAAGCAUUCUGGUAUGGGCAGCUGAGCGGCAUGGUGGAGCCCCUGGCUGGCAUCCUAGGAGCCUUUGCUGUGGUGAUGGCAGAGCCUCUCCUCCCCUAUGCCUUGAGCUUUGCUGCUGGAGCCAUGGUCUACGUGGUCAUGGAUGAUAUCAUCCCCGAGGCACAGACCAGUGGCAAUGGGAAGCUGGCUUCCUGGACCUCAAUACUUGGAUUCGUGGUGAUGAUGUCCUUGGAUGUUGGCCUUGGGUAGGCAGCUCGCUGCUCUCCAGGAGAAGACUUCACAGCAAUUCCCAUGGUGGCAUUUGGAACUGGACAUGUGUUAUGCUUUAGACUUUUUUGGUAUAUAUAUUUUUUUGAUCUGGUUGGUGUUAAUUUCCUAUAAUUUUAUAUAUCUCUUCCUCAUAACAUCAAGUCGAUGGUUUUCAAAGCACAAUUACGGAUGGUUCCUUGCAGGUCCUGGUUUCCUUUCGCCACCAGAUUUUUUUUCUCCAAGGUUAUUGUGAGACGUGCUGGCCAGGUUGCAGAUUUUGCUGCAGUUCUGGGGAGGUUUCAUUGAUUCAGGUCUCUCUUGGUUUUGAUCAUCCUUGUAGAAGAUUAGAAAUUCACUGUCGCGUGCUUAAGCUGGUCUGAGGUUAAGGACCAAAGUAUUUGAAUGCAGUAAACUCCUUAAGAGUCUCAAUUUCCAACUCCAGGCUUUGAAUGGUGGAGGUGGAGGUGUUAGGACUGGGAUGACACGUGCAGCACCCUGGGGGCAGCAGGUCUGGUGGAUCCUGCAGUGCUAGGAGUGUGUCACGGUGUUUGUUGGCUGUUUGAGAAGGCAGUGUGUGUUCACCCACAUUGCUGCUACGUGGUCGUUGUAUGGCACAAUGCAUUUCCACUUGGGCUCAUGGCCCAGCACUACCAAGCAGCUGCCAUUCUCCAGCUGCUGUGUUGGGUUGUUUGUUACUGAGCAUAGUGCUGUGUUACCCUGAGCCUGGACCAGCUCUCGUCCUGCUGAGCAGCACUGGGAUGAAAUAACUCAUCAGUGUGUGUUAAUUAUCCACCCAUACACCACGUUUAUCUGCCUCUUCAUCCUCUUCCUUUCAAGCAUCUCCUAUCCAACAACCACAGGGUGGUUGAACCCAUGCUUAAGUGGGGAGCAGAAUGCAGGUGUGGGGAGGUCCACACUCUAGGGCUGCUCUGUUUUUCAGGAAGGCUAAUGAGGCCCUCCAGCAGGAGUAACUGGAUGGCCUGGCAGCAUCUCAGCUGUACCUGCACCCAGCAGGGCUGCAGAAAGGCAGCAGGGGGAUGGGUUGGGUGAGCUAAGGGAGAGCCAUGCACUUCUGUUUGGUUUGUUAUUUUGGUUGGAUUCCAUUUGUACUUCAUUUGUAUGUCACUCUGGAUGAUACAAAACUACUGUUUGCCAAUGGAUUUGACCUUUUAACUGUGAUUGGUUUCAAUAAAUGGGAAAUUCAGC